UUCCUUUAAAGUGCUUCCUGAAAAAUACAAUUAAAGGUCAUUUUAUUCAACUCUUUCGAUUUGGUUCGUUUUUUCAUGUAACGCCCAAUUGACUUCAGUCCCAAAAUGUUAUUUUUGAUACUGCUUACUACAGCAUUCUUUCAAGGUAUUGUCAGCGGUGCUUUAGAAGGAAUUGAGAGUAAUCUUUGUGAGAAAGACCCUUUCGAAACAUGCAGGUUUGAAAAAAAAGGUAAAUUUCCAGAAUCAGCUGCAGAUGUUGACGACUUAUGCGAAGAUUUGGUACCCUUUCAUCAUUGCAUUUCAGAGUUCCUAAGAAACUGCGACACGGAUGAAGGAGAUGAUAUCCCGUAUCGAGGAAUUUUCGAUUUCGGUGCAAUUUUAAUGCUGUGCAACAAGGAGUCACCAAUUUACCGAGUUCUUGUCGACAACAUAAAAUGCAUUGCUGGAGUCUUUGAGCCUACCGAACCUUAUCAUUUCUGUUCAACUCAUCUUGCAACUCUAAUGGAAGAAACUCCAGAUAUCAUUGAGAAAAUGCGUGAACUCGUUACAGGGGAUACAGAUGAAAAAAGGAGAGAAUUAGAAAACUGUUUGGAAAAUGUACUUGAAGUUGGGUGUGUAGCUACGUCAUUAUCCAAUUCAUGCGGUCACGAUGCCUUGAGUUUAUUCCUGUGGUUAGUCGAAAAAAGUAGACUGACAAAAGUAGUAUGCCAUGAAGAACACGAGACGGUGAUUGAAGAAUUAGUGCAACUGAUGAAGUUUGAAUUGAGAAAAUAAGAAAAUCAAUACAGAUUUCAGAGUUUUUUUUAUAAUUACAUGUACUAAAAUAUAAGCUAUUUUUAUUGUUCUCUCAUCUAAAACCUAAAAUAUAAUUGCAACUCCUUUCGUUGGAUGUUUGUUCACAAUAAAGUUCUAAACUUAUA
Messenger RNA from Parasteatoda tepidariorum (common house spider), 920 nucleotides. RefSeq lists its product as uncharacterized. NCBI's taxonomy places the organism in Eukaryota, Metazoa, Arthropoda, Arachnida, Araneae, Theridiidae. The record is from RefSeq and is a predicted model, not a curated record.